Messenger RNA from Lasiodiplodia theobromae, 2187 nucleotides. RefSeq names its product Kinesin light chain 1 protein. The transcript is spliced from 2 exons. Gene Ontology annotation, molecular function: protein binding. Bases 1 to 2187 code for a protein of 728 amino acids. Lineage: Eukaryota; Fungi; Ascomycota; Dothideomycetes; Botryosphaeriales; Botryosphaeriaceae. The record is from RefSeq and is a predicted model, not a curated record.
AUGAAGCUUGCUCUCUGCACCCCUAUUCCAGAUAAGCAGAGAAGAUAUGUUGUGACUGGCAUAGGCGGCAUGGGCAAAAGCGAAGUAUGUCUCAAGCUAGGCGAAGAAGUGGUGAAUUACUUUUGGGGCAUCUUCUGGAUCGAUGUCAGCGACAGCUCCGCUGCCGAGAGGGAACUCAAAGCGCUCGCGAGCAGAUUCGAGCCAUGCGUGGACACGCUUAAGGAUGCUUUGAAUGUCAUAUCCCGGAUUGAGAAGGACUGGAUCCUCAUACUGGACAAUGCAGAUGAUCCAGAUUUUGAUUAUGGACAUUUCUUCCCACCUGGAUCCAAAGGGGCAAUCCUCUUGAAUUCUCGGAAUCCUGAAUGUGAGGGUCACCAAACUGUCGGUUGCAGGAAGCUGGAGGCUCUAGACCCAGAAGAUGCAGUUGAUCUGCUACUCAAGGCCUCAAAAGUUAGCAAAAGUUCGAGACUUUCCAUGGCACCGGCUGCGCGGCAAAUCGUGGAUCUCCUAUCUUCUCACACUCUUGCAUUGACCCAGGCUGGGGCUUUUGUCGCGAACGGCUACUGCAGUCUACCAGAAUACGCUUCAACUUACGAAGAAGAACGCCAAAGGCUUCUGCAGUUUCGGCCACGUCAGGCGCAGUCGAGAUACGGAGACGUUUACGCUACUUUUGAAGCAUCUGCACGAGUCCUCGAGGCAUCUCAAGACCGCCACGUGCAACUUGCGUUGUUCAUCCUUGGGACGUUCUCGAUGCUGAACUACACGAACCUUCCAAUCAGAGUCUUCGCAGAAGCUUGGGAAGGAUCACGCGGUGUUCUGGCUGACACCUCUGAUGACAAAGACAGUAAUCUCGACAAACUGUCUAAUGCUCACGUUGAGCAAGUUUCCAGCCUCCUACCAGUUCACUCGGCUAAGUGGAAUCGUUUCGACUUCCACCACUCGUUGGAGCUUCUUUCCUCACUCGCAUUGAUCAAGCAAUCCAGUAUCGGGGAGAAUGAGAAGGCAGUAUCCAUACAUCCGCUCGCGCAUGCGUGGGUCAAAGAUAGGAUGGACGACGAGAGCCAGGUCAGGACUUGGCUUCGGACCGGAUCCUUCAUCGCUCUCUCUGCCCACAAGGUUGUGUGGGAACCCUGGACAAGUGUAUGGAGACUUCUGGAGUCUCCACUCCGUCCACAUAUCACAUCUUUCAUUGGAAAUGGUGAGGACUACAGUACCUCUGACAACCCCAUUGGUGUGCUUGUACAGAUCCAGUACCGCUGUGCAUGGAUACUAUAUCAUAUGAGACUGGAUCAGGAACUCGAUUCUUAUCUGUCGCGUCUGUACGAACGACUCGGUGAAAGGCCACAACCACCAACCAAAGAGCUGCUUCCGCUAGCCAAGAUUAAGGCGCGAAAUCUGGGGGCCCUCGGAGAUAUGUCCGCAUCUUUACAAAUGUGGGAACAAAUCAACAUCUUGGAAUCAGCAUUACCUGAAAGCGAUUGGAGGCGGCUCGUAUCGCAGCACGAGUUGGGAACCGCUUAUCUCCAAAAUUACCAAGUUCGACAAGCCAUCGACGUCCUCGAACGAGUCGUUCAAGCCAAACAAGCCAUUCUCGCAGACAGCCACCCCGACCUGAUGGCGUCCGUACAUGAGCUUGCUCGUGCAUACGUUGAAGACGACAGAGUUCUGGAUGCUAUCGGACGGUUCGAACACGUUGUGAGUGUCUCGGAAAAUCUACUUCCACCCACUCAUCAGGACUUGUUGAUAUCUCGCCAUGAGCUCGCCCGCUCGUACCUCUUGAACGGUCAAGUCCGGAAAGCCGUGAAAGGUUUUGAGUACAUCGUACACGCUUCGAAAGAUGUUCUUCCACCAAACCAUCCGAACUUGCUCAUAACAAAGCGCCAACUUGCUCGUGCUUAUCAAGCCAGCGGCCGACUUGGCGAUGCUAUUGAUCUGCUUGAGUUUGUUGCCGAUGCACAAUCAAAGACUCUUCCGAACGGUAACACAAGCUUUUUACAGACGAAAUCGUGGCUCUCAGAGGCGUACUUUCGAGACAGACAGAUUGAAAAGGCUAUCACGGUCUUGGAAAAUGUCCUGAGUUCCCGGAAACAGGUAUCACAAGAGCAUGAAUCCAGUAUCAGGGAAGAAGAGGAGAAGCUGGUCAAGAUGCGGGCAGAACUCCACAAGAAUCAGACGUUAGAUGAUUAA